Molecule: messenger RNA, 2706 nt
Organism: Nipponia nippon (crested ibis)
Lineage: Eukaryota; Metazoa; Chordata; Aves; Pelecaniformes; Threskiornithidae
Source: RefSeq, a predicted model, not a curated record
AUGAAGCACGCUAGCCUGCCACCAUUCACCGAGGUUGAAGCUGGGUCACAGCACCUCACCGCUGGCUGGUUUCGCAGCGAGGCGGACGGCGGGGAAGGCGCCGACGGGCUGACGGCCAGCAAGUUCCGGGCGGACUGGGCCUACCGGCAGCAGGAGUUCGAGAAAGCCCUGUGUGAAUACUCGAACUGCUUACUGCUCUUACCUCCCAGUAACAUUGCAAUGAGACGAGAUGUCCAAGAGGGCCAGGCUCGGUGUUUAUCUCGCCUAGGAAGGCAUAAGGAGGCUCUGGAUAUUGCAGAAAAAAUGAGAAACAGCGCUACUAACACAGAUCACUUAACGACGGUUCUCAACCUGCAGUUUGCCAUUUACCAGGGUCUGGAGAAUGUAGAAAAAAAGAUCACGUGUCUGCAGCAACUGAUCUGCGUACAUCCUUUCAAUCCUUGGUACUGGAAGUUACUUGCUGAAGCUUAUACGAGUCUUUUACAGAGUUUGUCUCCAUUAGUCAUUCCAGAAACAAAUCCAAAUCAGUCUGAAGAGGUUAGUGUAAGUGAUAGUAGUUUCAAAACAUCAACUGGAAGAGAGAUUAAUUUGCAGCCUCACGGAUCAGAUGACCAGAAAGAGGGCCCUCGGUCCAGCCUUGCUACAGAAACAAAGAGGGAGAAUGCAGUGACUUGUAGGAGCAGCCAAGCUGUAAAAGAAUUCCUCUGCACUUUGGAAGAACUGGAAAGGACGGAUGAAGGGAAAUGCACAGCCUCCGAGGCCUGGGAGCAGAACAUGUCGAAGAAAGUUGGGAUAAAGGCAUGUGCCUCCUUUAUUAGAGCAAGGCUUUUACUUCAGCUUACCCAGUUGCAACAGUCGUCCUUUGCACUAGAGAAUAACGUAAAAGGUCAAAAAGAAAUUGAUGACAAAGUGGCACGACUUAGUUUCAAUGAAAACUCCUUGCUGUUAAUGACCAAGGUUAUGGGGCAGGAUCUUAUACCAGAAAAACUAAAAGAGGAAUUUCAGGGUGAGGUAAAAUGCAUAGGCCCUUCAGCGCUGUCAUCAUUGGUAACUGCAUCAGCCACAGAAUUUGAAAUCAAAUGGUUCGGUAAUCUCCAAGAUGAUUUAUGUCACUUUGGCAGGCAAUUCUUUUCAGAUAUAUAUCUCCCACCUUUGACGGUUUGGAAAGGACCUUCUGACCCUGGUUCUGAUGAUUCUGAAAUGAUUGCUCUGUACAAACACAAUCCAAUUGUGUGUCUUGCUAUUGAGUGUUUGAAUACUGCUGGUUUUCAGGACAAGCUGGAAGUUGUUCCCAGAAUCUGUUGCUCCAUCACCUCCCCAGGGAUGGAGGUGCAGCUGGCAGGGCUAGCGAGGGUCAUGGAAGGGGGCCGGAUGCACAGGAGAAACCAUCGGAAGCGGAAGGCUGCUGUGCGGAGUCCCACACGACAAGUCGUUGAAGCUACUGAAGGAGGUGAGUCAAGUCAGGUUGCAGAAGCGAAAGUCACUUGGCUGGUCAACCCCAGAGGAUCGGCUACGUGUCCUGGUCCUGCCCAAAUAAAACUCCUGCGUACUGUGGGAGGAGAUAAGGUCCCCAUAGUACACAUAGGGAAGUGGCUGGGGAAGGCGGUGUGGAUUGCUCCUCCCUUGGGAAAAUCACCUGCUUCUCCUGUCCUCAGCACCCGUCUUGACAGCCACAGCGCGGGCCAGCAGCCGCCAUGCCCCGCGGCGGCAGGUGCUCUGCUCCAGCUGCCGGAGCCUGCACGGGAAGACUCGGUGCUUCCCGGCAGCGCCUGCAGCCGGCUGCUGCAGCAGAACGCCCGCCUGCAGCAGGCCCUGCAAGACCUGGAGAGGCAACGCGGUGCCCUUGAGAUGCAGAACCGCCUCCUGAGAAGGAGAAGCUCUGCAGCAGCACGCGAGGAGGCAGAGAGGCUGCAGCAGAAAAACGCUCAGCUGGCUGCCCUCACCGAGCGGCUGAAAGAAAGGGGCAGGCAGACCAUCGGGCACCUGAUGAACGCUCCAGUGCCACUGCCCACCCAAAGCUCUGCUGAGGAACCGUGCAUGAAAGCGCUUCCUCAGCAGCGGGCUGGAGAAAGCAGGGAGCCUGCCGGAGCUUUGCUGGCACAGGACCAGCAGAAUGAAGCCUCACAGAAGGCGGCUGAGCAGUCUCAGGCCCAAGUGGCUGCAGACGACGAGGGCUCACGUUAUGUGAGCCGCCUCAGCCAAAGGUGCGAGGAGUUAGAGGCGCAGCUUCUGGAGAUGACGGGUGAAAACAGCAGGCUGGCUGAAGAAAAUUCUCGCCUCCGUGGGCAGAUGAGCUGGGCAGAAAAGGUUCAAGCGGAAAACGCUGACCUGAAGGGGCAACUGGCGCGAGUGGCACAGGAGCGAACUUCUGUCACCCAAGCCAUCGGCCGUCUUCAGACCCAGCUGGAAGCUGCAGGGCGCAAACUGGAAGCCGUGAGAGAAGCGGCAGAAAGUGCCCAGAGACAAGUAAAAAGGGAGCACGGAGAAGGCAGGCAACCCUUUCGAGCCCAGGUGGGUGAAGCCGCUUGGUCUGUGGGAGAGCUGGUGGGCAGCACAAGAGGAUUCCUCCCCUCUGAGUUUGCCACAGACGAUUCAGAAAACGACCUGGAAAAGGAGAACUGGGAUGAUCCUCGUUAUUAUGUUUUUGGUCUCUCGCCUAUGCCGGAGGAAGAGGAAGAGGACCUAGAUGUGGGUGAUGGGGGCUAA